Molecule: messenger RNA, 4944 nt
Organism: Physella acuta
Lineage: Eukaryota; Metazoa; Mollusca; Gastropoda; Physidae
Product: mucolipin-3
Cellular component (GO): plasma membrane; lysosomal membrane
Molecular function (GO): NAADP-sensitive calcium-release channel activity
Source: RefSeq, a predicted model, not a curated record
UCCUCCGUAAUCGGAAUCGCUUUAGACAACAACACGAUUACGACAAGGUCUCGUGACAUCUAUUUUUGUACAUAAACCAUCGGAAAUAUUCACACACUUCUGGUUCUUUUAGCAACACAUAAACAACAAUGGCAUCGCAAUACGUUGUGGCAAAUUCUCAAACUAGGAGCAGAAGCCCCAGUCCAUGCUCCAGGCGUUUUGAAGACUCUGGUAACUCUUUCAAAGAGGAUGACCCAGAUGGUAGUGGUUUCCUGCAGCCUGAUCAAGGCCAUCGGCACAGCAGAAGACGACGCUCUAGGUCAAGGACAGCAAGCCAUCCUCAUCAUGUAGAUGUCCAAGUAACGGUUGCAAACACCGGUGAUUCUCAAGCAGAUCCUGAUGAUUCUACUCAACUUUUAAACAGCUCUCGAGGACCCACCUCCAGGCGAGAUCCCUUAAACCGUGAAAUGGACGACUUGGCAAGUGCAAUACGGAACUAUGGUAGCUUUAGUUCAGAUUCUGGCAAUGUAAACAACAGUGAUGUGCCCAAGGAUGUGGCUCAUCAUAACCACAACCACACUAACAAAGCCAAAUUUGAGAGACAAAAAUCUUACUACACACCUGCCAUGGUGGACGAACUACGUAAAAGGAACAAGCUUUAUUUCCUGGACCCAAUCACCAAGCUUCUUAACUUCCACGGGUUUCCAUGGAAACUGACGUUACAGAUCAUCAAACUUGUUCUCAUCACAAUACAGGUUAUCAUAUUUGGAGGGCAGAGAGAAAACAUUGUGGAGUACUUUGAACGCAGUGAUCUGACGUACAAGCAUCUACUGCUGAAGGACUGGAGCACAGCUUAUGAAACUCUGCCCUACCCCCCUGCGGCAGGGGACUAUGCCAUCUACUCCAUGCCAGAACUUUUUGAUCACAUGAAUUAUGUCAUGAAGCAGUAUUACCAGCUACCAGAACUAUCUCUAGCUAAGGUGAACUUGUUUAAGAACAAAACAACCCACAAGAACCUCCCCAUAGACCUGUGCUUCAGGGCCAAUUCUUUUGUUGAAUAUGAUAAUGGCAGCUAUAUAGUAUCUGCGGAUGUCAUGCAUAAUUGCACAACUGUCAAGCGUUUAAGCAACCAUACAUAUGAUAUUAAAGAGUAUUUGAAGCUUAAGAAUUUUACUCUUCCUUUUAAUAGAACACUGGAUAUAACUUUAAAGUUUCAUAUCAGAACUUUCCAUCUGAAUCUGUUGGAGACACAUUAUGGACCAACAUGCUAUGAUAUGCAUAUAUCGGUCAUCUACACUAACAGCGAGCGGAGUGGUCAGCUCUUGGUAGACUUGUUGACUAAACCUGAGGAAAUAGAAUGUGAAGGAAAAAUUAUGUCCCCUGAAGCACAAGAUGAGCAAGACAAAAUGAAAGUAAAAGUAAUAGCAUUUGAUGCUGUUGUUAUUGUGGUCUGCUGUUUUUCCACUAUUCUCUGUUCCCGUUCUCUGAAGCGUUCCAACAAAUUGCGCCAGGACACUGCUACAUUUUUUAAAAUCCACAAAGGUAGACCACUCAGUUUUUCCAAUCACAUGGAAUACAUAAAUAUGUGGUACAUAUUGAUUAUAUGCAAUGACAUUCUAACUGUGGUUGGUUCGUCCUUUAAGAUACAGCUUGAGACCAGAGUGUUCUCAGUCUCGUCAGAAAAUUAUGCAGUUUGCAGCAUUCUUCUUGGUGGAGGUGUCUUCUUAACCUAUGUUGGGAUAUUGAGAUACCUCGGAUUCUUCAAGUCUUACAACAUUUUGAUCUUAACCCUGAAAACAUCAUUCCCACAUGUACUGAGGUUCCUGUUUUGUGCCAUCUGCCUCUACGCUGGUUUCUUAUUUUGUGGAUGGGUUGUCUUUUCACCCUACCAUAUAAAGUUCCGGAAGUUGAGUACGACUUCUGAAUGUCUUUUUGCUCUUGUGAAUGGUGACGACAUGUACGUGACGUUUUCUUCCCUCAACCCAGACACUAACGAUGCCAUCUGGUACUUCCAUAGAGUCUACCUCUAUGUUUUCAUUGCCUUGUUCAUCUACGUUGUCAUUAGCGUUUUCAUUGCUGUUAUCAUGGACAAUUAUGAAAAUCUUAAGCACUACUAUGAAGAUGGGUUUCCUGACACAGAGAUCCAGGCUUUCAUCAAGGAAGACGGAGAGAUGUCAAUCUCAGAACUCUUCAGACAUGUGGAGAGAAGUGGGCGUUGGCAGAGCUGGUUUUUCUGUAUCUUCCCUUGUCUUGCUUGUUUACGCAACAAAAAAGUGCCAUACAAAAACCUUGAGUAUGAGUUGAAAGUUUAACGCAAGCUGUUGAAUGGAUUACCUGGAAGAUAAGAAAAUGACCAGAUUGAACAAGGAGAAGAAACAACUUUUAGCCACAAUAUGAGGAGAAUGAAACUCAGGACAAUACAGUUUAUCUUAGUCUCAGCUGUUUCCGUACGUCAUAUUGUACACAUUCCAUUUUUUAGUCAUCACAACAAGACAACUUGUUCAGAUUACAUUAGAUCAUACAACAUUGAACGCAUUCCAUUUUUUAGUCAUUACAAGGCAGUUGUUCAGAUUCUAUUAGAUCUUACAAUGCCUUCAUUAUCAUCAAAAUUAUAUAUAUGCUUAAACUUAACAGAAAAUUAAUAAUCACUGUAUUAGAUAGCACUAGGCACUGUUGGGUUUAAAAGAGUUUUAACAUAUGUAGUUCAAUUUUUAAAAUUGUAAAUAUUUUGCUAUUUGAUACAAAAAUGAUGGCUUUGAAUAGAGGCAGUUGUUAGAUUAAAUGCUAUAUUGCAUCAUGUAACAUUAAGGCCAUGCACAGAGGAACUUGUCCAGCUUAAGCUGUAUUCACACCAAGAACAUGACUUAAAAACAUUAAGAACCAAAAUUCUGUUACAAGUUAUGCAUUUGCGACAAGUUUACUUUUAAUGUUUGACACAUCAGAAUAUUUAGUAAUUUAAAAAAAACACUUUCUCUAUUCCAUAAAGACUAUAAGGGUUAAACUGUGUGGAGUUUUAUGGAGUAGGUAAUAUUCACUCAACUCAAAAACUAUUUAAGGAAGUUUAUUUUUCUAAGCUGAAACAAAUUUUCAAGUAAGGUUUUAAAGUUGCCAGUCUUCAGUUAUGAAGGUGGAAAACUCAGUCAUUUAAGUUCCUUUGCCUGUGAAUAUGAGACCUAAAAUCAUUUAUUGUAAUGGCCUGCAUCCAGUAAGUAGGUCAUAUUCUUCAUACAUGUUCCAAGUGAAUACACUAUUUUAACUCAAAAGCAUAUAUCUAUGUACUAAAUGUUACCUAAAUAUGUUGUGAGUCUCUAGAAUCUGUUCUAAGAUUUUGUAAGUCUGUUUAGUACUGUCAUAUCUAGAGAGAAAGUUGCCUUUGUGUGAAGUUGUGACCAAUGUAUACACAAAUAGUUAGUGUUACAAACAAUGUUGUGUGUUUACGCAUAGGGUUUUAUUUUUUCUGCGUGAAUAAAGUAACGGCAAUGAUAUUUUAAGUAUUGCGUGAAUAAAAUAACGGCAAUGAUGUUUUAAGUAUUGCGUGAAUAAAAUAAUGGCAGUGACAUUUUAACUAUUGCAUGAAUAAAGGCAGUGAUUUAAAAAUAGUUCAUGUUAAAUACUGUACAGCACCAUGUAGCUUUCGUGGUUAGGUUUUUUGUAAGUUUUACAUUUCAUUAUUUUCUAGCUCAUGGCCUUGAAAUGAAAUCAAGCAUGCAAAGUGUGAAGAACAUGUUUUUUAACUUAAAACUCAAGAAAAGAAUAUAUUUAAAAAGUAGUCAACUUCAUGUUAUAUUAACUUUUCCCUUUUCCUUAUCAGAUAAGUAGAUAAAAUUAAUAACUGAAGAUUAAAAACUGUAUUCUCAUUGACUUAAAUUUUCAGUUUAACUUUUUUAAUAGAUUUACACUAAAGUGAUAAAAAUUAAAUUUAAAACUGUUUUAAAAGAUUUUUUUACCAGUGCUUUACCUCAUAACUUAGUUUACGUGAUGUACAUAUUUACACUGUCUACCACUCUAAGUGGUCAGCCUACUGGAAGCAUUUCUCAUGUUACGUGUACAUAUUGCAACCUCUAGUCUUUCAGCCUCGCUCUAAUCACUUUGUACAGUGCUCAACAGAUUUUUCUUGAAAUAAGCUCCGAUCUUUCUUCUUUUUCUACUUGCACUUUAUUUUUGUUGAAUUUCUUUUUUGUUUUAUUUGACAAAGUACGCUGUUGUCUAUUUAAUGAAUACUCCUUUCUGACAGCGUACUGGUCUAAACUAGUGACCCGGUAUUCUCCAGUCAGCCAGUGUAACAGUUUAAUACUACUUACAUAAUAUAAUAAAUAAAAAUGGAGUGCAAUAUAAAAUUUGUAAGAUCAAAUUAUUUAAAAAACCAGAUCACAUAAUUUGAGCGAAUGAAAUAGUGAAAUAGAUAUAUUGUGAGAGUGUUAAGCAGUACUAUCAGUCAGGCCUAAUUAAAAAUUUUACUUUUUUUUUUUUUAAUUUUGUAGAUGCACAUUUGGUAAUAUUAAUUACCCAACAGUUUGAUCAAAAACUAAUUUCAGGUUUAUCUUUAUUAGAGUUACUUUAAGUUUUAGUUUAGUUUUUACAUUUUGAAGAUUGACUUUGUAUAAAUAUCUUCUAGAUCUUAUCAUAUUUAUGAGGACAGUUGGUCUAACAUAUUAAUAGUUGUAUGUUUGAAUGUGAUUGAUCUUUUAACAUAUUGAUAGUUGUAUGCUUGAAUGUGAUAGAUCUUUGCUCAACACUGUGCCUAGGCUAAUUUGUGUUUACACCUUGUUAAGAUGUUUCUUUAAUCUCUGUUGAGGAUAAACUUAACUAUAGUUUUAUGGUAAGUUGUCAAAAAUGUUAAUAUUUUGACCAGGAUUUUAUUUUUAAAAUUUUUGUUUUUUUUUAAUGUAGAAGCAAAUACUGGAAAGUAAAUUGUUUCGUUUUGAUUGGUUUAUGUUUUAGCUUGGUAUGUUAAAGGGAAAUAAG